GAGUUAUGGUUUUCUUCUGGUGUCCCUAUGCCAGCAGAAUGCUUGAUACACGAUGAAGCCUCCUUUCCCCUCUGGGCACGGAGAAGACGGCUGUGCUACCCUGCUGACGAUCUCUUUUACUGCAUGCCCGCAUUCGCUCGCAAACCACAUCGAGAAUACUUUGUAUCGUUCCAGAUCUUCAGUUCCCACGAGUCAAACGGCUUCCAGAAGACUACUCAAUUUGGGAGAGUGCUUCCGUUCCAUUUAAGCCUUCCUUGGGCAAUCUACUUCAAUAUCUACUACCUGGUUUCGCAGACUGGCAUGUUUUCAUGCCAGUCCAUGAAGCCUAUAUCGUAGACGAUGUUCGCCUUCUUCUGUUCAGCUUCGUGUUAGGUGCCCUUUUUGGAAGACGGUCUUUUGCGCCACUGGUUCAGUCAUCAUGAUCAGAUUAUGGGCUCUCUCACUUGCGCUCGCAAGCUCUAUCCUCGCAGAACCUUUGGCACAUGGACCUUGGACGGGCUGGAAGCAUGUCAAGUAUUUGUUCGUGUUUGGUGAUUCAUACACCCAGACAGGCUUUGAUGUGAAGGGAACGCAGCCCAAUCCGGCGAAUCCCAUGGGCAAUCCACCAUAUCCUGGUUGGACAUCGUCAAACGGACCAAAUUGGGUAGACUUCCUCACCUAUAAUUACAACGAGAGCUAUUUGCAGACAUACAACCUUGCUUACGGUGGCGCAACCGUGGACAGCGCGCUCGUGGCGCCAUGGCAGCCCACUGUUCUCUCAUUGAAGAACCAGGUCCAAGAGCUCUACCUCCCCAAUUAUGGUUCACAUCCGGCACCUGCGCCGUGGAAGGCCAGUGAUUCCCUUUUCGCUUUCUUUAUCGGGAUUAACGACGUCGGUAAUACGUGGUGGCUGAAUAACGCAACUCUUUACGAUCUCAUCUUCGCCCAAUACGACAGCCUGCUCGAGCAGGUUUACAGCACUGGGGCGCGCAACUUCCUGUUCCUCGCAGUGCCGCCUGUCAACCUCGCACCUAUGACGUUGGCGAAUGGUCCUGAGGCUGUUGCGGGGGAAGAUGCAGCUAUCCGGGAUUGGAAUACCAGGCUAGGGAAGUUAGCUACGGAAUUCCGGAAGAGACACCGUGGAGUUGAGACUUUCGUGCACAACACACAUGACGUUUACGCGGCUGCGAUUCAAGACCCAUCAAGUUACCCGCAGACUAGCGGACUGAAGAACACCACAGGCUUCUGCAAGGCGUAUGCAAACGGAACACCGACGUGGUAUACGUUCAGCGAGGAAUGCGCCCAUCCCGUCAAUGAGUAUUUCUGGCUGAACGAUUUGCAUCCGACCUUCCCGAUCCACAAUGCCACAGCUGCAUCGAUCGUGAAGUAUCUGGACUCACUGGGUUACUGUGGAGAUGCGGGGAGAACCAAUAAUCACUUCGGACGGAAGUCUUCCACCCGGUGCCGGUAACAGUAGGGGAAUGCUGGCUAGUACAAGUACAUGUACUUCGCUCGCGGGCCGGCCGCGUUUCUCGUUCUUCCGCGGGACAAGCGCUUUUUCCUUGCUGUACGGACGAAAAGGGGCUCUUGUCCCGUUUCAACUUCCAGUCUCACUGUGGUAGAAUCUUGUUUGAAGAUGAUGUAACAACCCACCUACGGCUAAUGCGGUGUAACAAUGUACACAACGGCCAAACCGCUAAACCCAAACUACUUUAACAUUGUCCUCCGCCCGGCUUUCACAAUUCUUCAAAAUACACAGCACUUUUACAGUG
This is a messenger RNA of Westerdykella ornata, 1751 nucleotides long. RefSeq lists its product as uncharacterized. The coding region runs from base 419 to 1450 and encodes 343 amino acids. The record is from RefSeq and is a predicted model, not a curated record. The transcript has 5 exons. Gene Ontology annotation, molecular function: hydrolase activity, acting on ester bonds. NCBI's taxonomy places the organism in Eukaryota, Fungi, Ascomycota, Dothideomycetes, Pleosporales, Sporormiaceae.